This is a messenger RNA of Amoebophrya sp. A120, 562 nucleotides long. Lineage: Eukaryota; Dinophyceae; Syndiniales; Amoebophryaceae. The record is from the annotation of a GenBank genome assembly.
CCCUUUGUCCCGUUCCUCUAUCCGGAUUUGAACGACAAGCUCGAGGCAAACCGCGAGCCGGAGGAGACGGAGCUGGAAAUUUUGUCGACUCUGUGUGUGCCGGAAACUGCAGCUGGUGCGGUGGGUUCUAGUUCUUCGGGUAGUAGAACAACCGCCGUUCUCCAGCCGCCGUGCUACAUGGACUCGCUGCUGAUGUGUUGCCACCUGCUAAUCCAGAAAUCCGACCAGACGCGGGAUUUGUGCGGAAAAUUGUGUGAGGCAGACCCGGAUACACACCAGAUCCAGGUACAGAAUGUGAACGUGUACUUGAUCAUUUUUUUUUUAGGAUUUUUCUCGAGCAUCAUUUUUUUGAAAAACCAAUACCAAAAUCUGAAACCAAUUCUCGAUAAAAAUAAAAAACAGAUGUACCACACUCGCAUGUCCCCCGGGCAGAUUCGUGCCUUCUGCGUGGGCCGGUACAUGAAGGGGCGUAGGAUGUUGCUGCUGAAAAACGUGCGGUUUCACAACUCGACUGAGGAAAACAAGAUCAUGGACCGGGUGGUCCAGGGGUUGGAGAUGCGCG